This is a messenger RNA of Folsomia candida, 1342 nucleotides long. RefSeq lists its product as uncharacterized. The transcript is spliced from 6 exons. The record is from RefSeq and is a predicted model, not a curated record. The coding region runs from base 315 to 1301 and encodes 328 amino acids. NCBI's taxonomy places the organism in Eukaryota, Metazoa, Arthropoda, Collembola, Entomobryomorpha, Isotomidae.
ACCAGACAGAUUGCUAACAAAUUUAUGCACGUCACAGUUUGGAUAAAAUAUUUAAUAGAAUAGCAUUUGACAUUGCUUGGUCCACGCUCAACAAGCACUUGUUGAAUAAGCUCUUAUCAAUGAUUCACGUUAUCGAUUCGUUAAUUGUCAUCCGGUGUUGCGAACAGGGUUAAAUUUUAAUUUCUAUAUCCAUUAUUUUUAUACGUGUCAGGCUUUCCUGGUGCUGGUGGUGGUUUUUUAAGGAUUAUAACAAGAUUUUACAGAAAUAUUGAUUCUUAUUAGUACAAAAAUUAAAUACUAAUCGAUUAAAAAUAAUGACAUCGUUUCACGUUAUCAUGAUUAAAAUCAUUUUAACUACGACGAUAACCCUGCUAUCGUGCCAUCCAAACUUAACCUCAGCUAAAUACGUGUCAGAGAAUUAUCCACAAGAAAGCGUACAAAUCGACUAUCUGAAAUCCAGCGAAACUUUUCAGACUUCUAUGGAUGUGGAACAAAGUGGAAAAUUUUCCUUUAGCAUCGCUUUAAUCUCCUUCGUGUGCCCCUUGGCGCAGGAAGAUGAUGAUCCCCCAUAUUUAAGCAUUUACACGAGGAGAAAUGGGCCUGAAGUGGCACAAUUUCCUUGCAAAAAUAAGAAGCAGAAUAACAAUUGGGAAGCUCUGGAAUCUGUCCGUGGUUCGAUCUGGUUCAACAUAACUGCCUCGCCAGGUUGGAAAGUUGACUGGUCAGCGAAAAUUGUGGGGACUCUUUACCAAAAUGAAUACGCAACAAAUGGACAAUGCGCUCCAGGAUAUUUUGAUUGUGACGCACCAAAUGAAAAGUGUGACGGAAAAAAUUUGGGACGAAAUUUUUCAGAACUGCAGAAAAUUCAUGAAACUGCUGGAACUGCAAGAUGCAUCCUGAAUAAACUGGUCUGCGAUAAAACACCAAGUUGUGCCAUGCUAUGCAAUCCAGAUGAGGUUGAUUGUAAAGGAGGUGGAGGUGAUGAUGACGAUGAUGACGAUUUCGGAAUUUCCAUCUGGGUCUAUAUUGGCCCAGCAAUUGGCGUCGUGGCAAUCGUGGUGAUAAUCCUGCUCUGUCGAUACUCUCGAACCUGUGGGGUCACCCAUACGCCGUCCAGGAUGAAACCAACGCCACACGCACAACAGCCCCAAAGUCAACCACAAGAACCAUCAGCUCCUGCUGCGGAACUGGAUAGACAAAUUAUUGGGGCCGUCGUCAUCCCCAUCGUGUCCGGUCGGAUGGAUACCACCAACAGAAACCCGGCGUACCCUCCAUCAUAUGAGGAAUCAAUUGCACAAUAACUUCAUAAAAUGCUUCAGACUGAUUUAUAAAACAAAAUUGC